UACCCAGUCGCGAAUAGCUCUGGCAACUCAACGUGUCGAUUCUUUUACCUUUGGUUGGAAUCAACAGAUCUGGCGAUCGAGGAAAGGAUUCUUGCUUUCUUUUUCUUCCAGGAAUUCGCUGGGAUUACUCUUAUGUUUCUUCUCUAUAUGCUGUGAACCAUAGAAGCAAACUAAACUAUUUUACUCCUUUUCCUCUUAAAAAAGAAGAAGAAAUUGAAUCCACAUUGUAUUUUUGGUUAGUUGUGCAAUUGUUCAGGCGAAGGCGUUUUCUUAAUGGAAGCGAAGGAGAACGGUGAAAAAGUCAGCUGCGAGUAUAAAUUGAGGGAAAAUCCUUUGAGGAGGAAAGAGAAGGUUUUUGUUGGUUGUGGGGCGGGUUUUGGUGGAGAUAGACCGCAGGCAGCACUCAAAUUGCUCCGAACUGUUAAAGAACUUGAUUAUCUUGUGCUUGAAUGUUUGGCUGAAAGAACACUUGCCGAGCGAUAUCAACUUAUGAUGUCUGGAGGAAAAGGUUACGACACUCGAAUAUCGGAUUGGAUGUCAAUGCUUCUACCUUUGGCUGUAGAAAGAGGAACUUGUAUAAUAACUAACAUGGGUGCAGUGGAUCCUCUUGGCGCACAACAAGUGGUGCUUGACCUUACAACAAAACUUGGAUUUGAUAUAACUAUUGCAGCUGUUUAUGAAAUUUUUAAGGAGACAUCAGGAUUCCCCGUACUAUCUCAGAAACUUUAUCCGCUAUAUGCAACAGGGCAGGCUAUGAGAGAUGAAUUGGAAAAAUUAUACUUUAAUGACAAAUCGUUUUUACAUGUGAAAGGCGUAAGCACUUACAUGGGAGCCGCUCCAAUAGUUGAAUGUCUUGAGAGGUACAAGCCCCAUGUUGUCAUUACUUCGAGGGUUGCUGAUGCUGCACUAUUCUUAGCUCCAAUGGUCUAUGAACUAGGAUGGAAUUGGAACGAUUUCAGUGAGCUAGCACAGGGGGCUCUGGCUGGCCAUCUUCUUGAGUGUGGUUGUCAACUCACAGGUGGAUAUUUUAUGCAUCCAGCAGGAGACAAGAAUCGAGAAUUUUCUAUUGAACAGAUCUUGAAUUUGUCACUUCCAUAUGCUGAAAUUGGUUAUAAAGGAGAAGUAUGCUUAGCCAAAGCAGAAGGAAGUGGUGGUCUUCUCAACAGUAGCACAUGUGCUGAACAGCUCCUUUAUGAAGUUAGAGAUCCUAGCUCCUACAUUACUCCUGAUGUGGUUAUAGACCUGAGAAAUGUAUGCUUCAGCUCGUUGUCAAAUGAUAAAGUUCUUUGCUGUGGGGCAAAGCCUUCAAGCAUUCCUUUUCCUGAUAAGCUUCUGCAAUUGGUUCCAAAUGAUUGUGGAUGGAAAGGAUGGGGAGAGAUAUCUUAUGGAGGAUUUGGAUGCAUUAGACGUGCUGAGGUUGCAGAGUUUUUGGUGAGAUCAUGGGUGGAGGAAGCAUAUCCUGGAAUUAGUGAUAGUAUAAUAUCUUAUAUUAUCGGACAUGACAGCCUGAAGGCAACUAGAGCUAGUCAGAGUGUUUCGUUUGUGGAACCGGUGGAUGUUAGGCUUCGCAUGGAUGGCUUGUUCAAUUUGAAGGAGCAUGCAAUGUGCUUAGUUCAAGAGUUUACAGCUCUGUAUACUAAUGGGCCAGCUGCUGGUGGUGGUAUUUGCACUGGACACAAGAGGGAAAUCAUUCUUCAUAAGAAACUGGUUGAGCGGGAAAGUAUUUUCUGGAGAACUGAGAUAAAGAAAUCAGAGUCCAAGCAGCCAUCCAAAAAGGAUGAUCUGCAUGAUCAUCCAGAUCGUAUGAACAUUACAAGAGAAGAAAAUGAAGUUUUGCUUCCCUCGAACAACUCUAUCACUGAUCCAAUGUCCUCUGCACCAGCUGAGCCUACUCAACCCAACAAGAAAAUCCCUCUGUAUAAACUCGCCCAUAGCAGGGCUGGUGACAAAGGAAAUGACUUGAACUUCUCAAUCAUCCCUCACCUUCCCAAUGAUAUCGACAAGCUUAAACAGUUAUUAACUGCAGAUUGGGUCAAGCAUGUGGUUUCAUCCCUCCUCGACAUUUCAUCCUUUCCCAACAGCAAAGCAAUUGAGCAGAGGAACAAGCAGAUGGAACAGGUAAACGUAGAAAUUUAUGAAGUCCCUGGUAUCCAUUCUCUCAAUAUUGUAGUGCGGAAUAUACUUGAUGGAGGUGUGAACUGUUCACGAAGGAUAGACCGGCAUGGGAAGACCAUUUCCGAUCUCAUAUUGUGUCAGGAAGUCAGCUGGCCUCCAUUGACAUCUGAAGAUGUAUAGGGACUCAAGGUUUGACCUUCUGGAAUCCAUCAAAUUGCAAAUGGUUGUUUAAAUAACUAUUAAGCAAACUUUCAUGUUGUCUAAAAUUUGUGAAAUUGUAAUGUUAAUGGAAAUUUGACCCGGAUUCGAUA
This is a messenger RNA of Zingiber officinale, 2426 nucleotides long. RefSeq lists its product as uncharacterized. Bases 274 to 2295 code for a protein of 673 amino acids. NCBI's taxonomy places the organism in Eukaryota, Viridiplantae, Streptophyta, Magnoliopsida, Zingiberales, Zingiberaceae. The record is from RefSeq and is a predicted model, not a curated record. The transcript is spliced from 13 exons.